CUCCACCUCCUCACCUCUUCCUCCCUCCUCUUGCAUGUUGCUCAGUGCUCUCAUACAGGAUGAGGCUUCCGGCCAUGUGGGAAUUUUCUCCUAAUAGUGGCUCACGGUUGAAUCUGCGUGUUGGCGAGGACGUCGCAUCCGUGCAGGUUUAUCAGAAGCUUGGUAGGAGACAAGAACGUCAGUCAAUCUGUGCCAGCCUUGAGGAUUGAAGAAGCUUUUCUUGUCGGUGGAGCAGCUCAAACUUUGCACAAAGAGUGAGAAACUGCGACUUUUAUCGAUUCCUCGAAAGAUGUCGAGCCGACGGGAUGAUCUUCAGUGAAAACGAAAAAAAAAAACCUUGAUCCUCUGAUCCUCCUUGAUCAUCACUGCUGAGGAUGAGUAACCGUUUCCAGUAAUUCACUCUUCUGUGAAAAAAAAAGGUCUGAACACGACCAACAAGGCAACCAAAGCUGCUCUGUCACAUGGACAUUGACGCUGAACAGCUGUUGCAUUCACCACCUCAGAAAGAGACCGGACCGUUUAGGAGCUAUACAGUAAAAAAAAAAAAAAACUUGUUUGCAUCAAAGCUCCUCGUACUUAGCAACUGAUGAGGAUGAGAGACGGUGUGAUGACCUACCUGUAUUUGACAAGUGUGUUUUUCACCUCGUUGGAGAGAGGAGCGCAGAGGGAAAAAAGUCAGCGAGAGGGAGCAGGGGAGGGGAAGAGCGAGGCAGCGAGGGAAGGUGUGAAGCAAACGCUGUGAGAGGGAAACAGAGAGAGACGUAGAGAGACACAGAGAGAAGAAACUGACAGAACUCGCUGAAGACGGAGUAAAGGAAAACAAACAGGAAAAAAAAAAAAAAUCAGAGACACAAAGAGCUGCCGAUUUAACGCUGGAGGAUUGUGUUUUGUCAGAGCCAUACAGGGGAAAACUCUGAAAUGGAGCCAUAAAAAGAGCACCUUUCUCUGACCUGUCAGCGGUAACACAGAUAACACGGCACCAUGGGUGUUGAUCCUCCAAACAGCACUUUCGCCAACACAUCACACGUCCAGGCUGCUCCUCACAGCCUUUGGGAGGCUAUAACCAUCGCAACAGUGUCAGCUAUUGUCAGCUUGAUAACUGUUGUUGGUAAUGUGCUGGUGUUGCUGUCCUUCAAAGUCAACAGCCAGCUGAAGACUGUAAACAACUACUAUCUACUGAGUUUGGCAUUCGCUGAUCUCAUCAUAGGAGUGUUGUCCAUGAACUUGUACACCACGUACAUCCUGAUGGGCUACUGGUCCUUGGGAAACCUUGCAUGUGAUCUCUGGCUAGCAGUGGAUUAUGUGGCCAGCAAUGCUUCAGUUAUGAACUUACUUGUCAUCAGCUUUGACAGAUACUUCUCCAUCACAAGGCCGCUGACGUACAGGGCAAAAAGGACUCCAAAGAGAGCUGCCAUCAUGAUAGGCUUUGCAUGGCUGGUGUCUUUCGUCCUCUGGGCGCCACCUAUUUUGUGCUGGCAGUACUUUGUAGGGGAGCGAAAAGUGCCUCCCGACCAGUGCCAGAUCCAGUUUUUAACACAGCCUGUGAUCACAUUUGGGACAGCCAUCGCUGCUUUCUAUAUUCCUGUCUCUGUUAUGACAAUCCUUUACUGUAGGAUCUACAAGGAGACGCAGAAACGGACCAAAGAUCUGGCAGAGCUGCAAGGACUCGCAACAGAAAAUGUUCUAGAGGGGACUAAACCGCAGAAAACUAUCAUUCAUUCUUGCUUUCACUUCACCAGAGAGAGGAGAGACCGGAGUCAGGCCUCCUGGUCCUCAUCGAACCAAAGUAAUGCCACUAAAACUACCACGAGAUCAGAUGACGCAUGGGUGAAAGCAGAUCAGAUCACUUCCUUCAACAGCUACACUUCAUCUGAAGAGGAAGAGCAUCAUGUUUCAAUAGAUACCCCAGAAGGAUCGUUCAAAGAGCAAGGUAGUGGACAAAGUAAUAAGAACGGGCAGGUGACUGAUUACGUAGAAGAUCAGUAUUUUUCCACUCCUCCUCAGAAGAACAGUAAAAAGCACAUCUCUUAUAAGUUCAAACCUGGCUCAAAGGGCAAAAACGGCAAUCCUAAAAUUGCAACACCCUGCCUGCCUGAAGCAGAGCAGCCGACCAAAAACGCCUCACCUUCCUCCUCCACCACCUCCAAACCCAUGGACCCUGUCCUGAAGAACCAGAUCACCAAGAGGAAGAGGAACGUGCUGGUGAAGGAGAAGAAGGCAGCCCAGACUCUCAGCGCCAUCCUCCUGGCCUUUAUCCUCACAUGGACGCCGUAUAACAUCAUGGUGCUCAUCUCCACUUUCUGUGCCGAGUGCAUCCCCACGUCCCUGUGGCACCUGGGCUACUGGCUGUGCUACGUCAACAGCACCAUCAACCCCAUGUGCUACGCCCUGUGCAACAAGACCUUUCAGAAGACCUUCCGCAUGCUCCUGCUCUGCCAGUGGAGGAGGAGGCGGAGAGGCGAGGACAAGCUGUACUGGUGUGGGCAAAACCAAAAUGUCAACAAUAAAAUGACUUGAUGUGGCUCUGCAGCAUUAGAGCAGACUUGCUGCUUUUGCUCACACGUGGAUCUUCUUGAUAUAUAAACAGUAGUCAGUGGUCAUCUUCAGCAUGAAGUGCUGCAUGUGAUUUUUGUGUUACAGUACAAAAAGUUGGUGGAAAAUGAGCUGAGCCUGAUGCAGCACAUGAACUGCCAUUCUAGAUUAUUGCAGAGAAGGAACCUCAUGACCACACACUUGUAUAAAAGUUAAAAGUUAAAGGAUGGGUUCAGGUUAUUUCAAUUUAAAAGUCUUAAAGGGGGACUCCACUGAUUUUACAAGUCUGUUUACAGGAUUAUUACUGCAUAUGAACAAAGUUGUAUGAAACCUUUUGUGGCUCCAGAGAGAGCUGAUGAAGUGACUCAAGCGAUGUCACUUGAGUCAGUGUUGGUUGGGUCUAAAGACCGAGAAAUCUGGAGGUGUGGAGUUAGAAAUAAGUGAGUUUACAAGACCCUCUGUAGCACGCUCCUCAUUUCUGCUUAACGCACCCAAAUCUCCUCCAACAAUGUUACAGGUAUGCAAUGCUAAGUCAGUGGAGCACUCUUUUAAUACAAUACUCACAUGUUAAUAUCCUCCUCUCCAUAGUGGUGGUAAAGUGAGAUGGGGAAUACAAUCUAGGGUGCAGAAAUACUUCUUAUGAUCCCAUGCCAUUAAGAAAUGUGUUGUUGACUUAUACUUCACUUAGCUGUUGGCGUUCACCGUGCAGAAUGAUGUAUGUGCAGACUCCACAGGGCUGUUUACUUAACAGGAUUUUACAACUAGUUUAGGAGCCAAUCGUGGUCCAACAUGCAGCUUUCACAAGUGUGAUGUGAAAACUCGAAGCUUCCACCACACGUACACAGAAAAUGACGUGGGUGACGUCUUCUGAAAAACAUCUUUGGAUUCUGAUUAAAUAAUGGAAAAGGAGUAUAUGUAAUUUAAUGUGGAAAAAAAACAUAUCUGACAGUACAAUAAGUGUCAAAUUAUGACACGUAAAGCAGAAGAAUAACAUAUAUACACAUUCAAUACACAGUACAAGUACAGUGGAUGGGGAUGUCCACAUCCCUUUAUCAAAUCAUGUUCUAUUUUCCCCAUUACUGCAGUUCUUUAUCGUUGCUAUUAAUGUACGUGUUUAUAUUUAAUUCAGUCCAGUUUGAUUUUGUUGAAGGCUUCAAGCUGCUUCAUUGCCAAUAACUUUACACAGAAUGCAGCGCUUUUGAAAAAGUCCUCACUGCCCUUGGAAGUUGAAUCUAAAUGGAUUUCUUUGUGUUUUCUUUGACACUCCACAUCAAUAGAAAUAUAUCCUUGAAUGUCAAAGUGAGAACAGAUCUCUACAAAGUGAUCUUAAUGAAUCACAAGGGGAGUGAAUGCUGUUUAUAUAACUGUGUUCUUUGAGCCAAUUAUCAGUACUAUAACAUUCCCUUUACUGUGUUUCUAGUUUAUAUAACACUCUUCAUGAAGCUUUACAUUCUGAAGUUGUUAUAAUGAGGCUGGACUGUAUAGGGAAUCUAUAUAUUUAACACUGAUGACAGAUAAUCAAUUACAUCCUUCAAGAAUAUCUUAAGAUGUGCAUGAACGCUCAUCCCAGUCAUACCAUCAUGUUGAAUUAUCUCAUACAUUUCAUCCCUCUGUAACCACUUAUUCUCAUUGUGGCUGCUUAUCCCAGUUGGACACAGUUGGAGAAGUGGGGUACACACUCACAUACGCACCUACGGGCAAUUUAGAGUCACCUGUUAAGUGCAUGUCUUUGGACUGUGGGAGGACGCCAGAGUACCUGGAGAGAACCCACGCAGACAGUGCUAACCUGUGUUCAUUUGAACUCUGCUGAAGCCUCAAAUUGAUUUUUUAAAGUACAGUAAUGAGGAGUGUGGAUUUUGUUCCUGAUCUCUUACAGUGGAGUUACAGUGUGAAGGAAUCACUUUAUAAAAAGGGACUAGUAACAACAUACCUUAAUGUACACACAGUGAGUAAAAUCUCUGAACCUGUCCUUUAAAGCUCAUAUAAUCCUUCUUUAUUCUACUGCUCACUUGCACUGUAUAUAAAGGGAAUAUUGUAGGCUUACACAUUACUCAUUUCAAGUAAUUUAUAGUAUAAAGAACAUAUUUCACUGAUUUUACACCUCACCAAUUGUAAAUGUAAAUUGCUUAGUGUACAUCAGUGUUUAAGUGAAUGUUAUCUUUUGUUUUCUGUCAUGGCUCUUGCAAUCGAUGUUUGAUCUUGUGUUUCAAGGGCUAAUCUGUAAAUUAUCAUGCAUUUACAGCCGCAUUAGCUUCACAGUUGUAACAAGAUAUAUGAGAUUGUCUAUGGAUUAUACACUCCUGUCAAUAUUCAUAUUACACAUGAUAUUUGAAGCAACUUCUCUCUGACGAGUGAUGCUGUUGUAAAUUAUUGCACUUUUACGUAUUUUAAUGAUGUAAAUGUCAAAUGUUAUCUCUCUCCCAAAACUCUGUGCCUUUUGUUCCGCUCAAAGGCAAAAGUGCUUCGUGAGUGAAUCUGUGCUCUUUGUGCGUCUGUGCAGUUCUGUGAAAGCGAGUCUGUGUUUACUGAUAAGAACAGCCAAAUACAAACUCAAAGAGCAGAAUUAUGCUCAUUUAAAGCAUGAACAUUUUCAGCAUCAGACGUGUUGAAUCUGAUCUGAUGUGGUUUGUACUUGUAAAUUCUUUUUUUUAGAAAUGACAAAUCCUUACCCGCUCCAACAGUUGAGUCAUAAAACUAACGUGCCAUGGAUGAUGUGUACAAAAAGGGCGACUGUUGUUAAGGAGCAGAACAGACUUUCCAACAGUACACAUUAUUAAAGGGGCAGUGUGUAGGAUUUAGUCGUAUCUAGUUGCUGAUUGCAACCCCCUCGCUUCACCUCCUCCUCCCUAGCAUGUGGAAGUAAAUACGUUGGCUACAUGCAAAAAACACAAAAGGCCCUAAGUAGAACCACAGUUGAGUUUAUGCCUAUAUCUUACACACUGGACCUUUAAUUGUUAGUGAUAAUCUAUAUUUUUCUUUGAAACCAACAAAACAUGAAAAGACCAAAACCAACAGUGAACUGAUCUUACUAACAACAAUCGCCUGUGUAGCCAAAGUUUGAUAUAGUGUACUCCUCUGUGUCAUAAGCCUCCAUUGUUGUCCAAAAACUCAAAAAUAAACAACACUGUUGCACUAGCUGACAUGUUCCUUUAUUCACAAUAAACAUGGGUGCAGUAGUUUUUGUGUCAAUCCCACAUACACUCUCCUGCUGCUGGGAGUAUUCACCAGCGCACGGCUGAAAACAGUCCUCAAUGGUUUUCUCAUGUUUGAGUAGGAUUUGCAUAAAGCUAGUUUCCUGGUGUCUAGUAAAUUACUGAGCUUAAAAAGGACCAUAAGAAACCUGAAGAUAUUACUAGCCUCAUUCCUUAACUUCCUAUAGGUUAGGGCCUCAGUUUGCCUGACACAGGUCUCUUAAAUUCAGUCCAAUGAGGUAUAGUGUAUAGUUAUGCUGUGUUCAACUUGACAGGCAUGAUACCUGUUUAAACACAGCAAAAAGUAAUUGUUGGAUUCUUUUUUAGAGGCCUAAAGAAGUGAAACAGUGUUUUUUAAAGAUAAUUUUUGAACACUAUCUGAUAGUUACAAGAAGGUAAGGAGAGAGAGGGGGGGGGGGAUUACAUGCAGCAAAGGGCCACAGGUUGGAACCGAACACUGGACCACCGCAGCAAGGACCCAGCCUUUGUACACUGGGAGUUCACGCUCUACCAGGUGAGCUAACUGGGGGCCCAACAUGUGAUUUCUUAACCCUUAAAACCUCUUUUAAAUGGGGCGGUUGGUAGCGUAGUAGG
Messenger RNA from Larimichthys crocea (large yellow croaker), 6317 nucleotides. RefSeq names its product cholinergic receptor, muscarinic 5b (gene chrm5b). Gene Ontology annotation, molecular function: G protein-coupled serotonin receptor activity; G protein-coupled acetylcholine receptor activity. The record is from RefSeq and is a predicted model, not a curated record. Gene Ontology annotation, cellular component: dendrite; synapse; plasma membrane. The transcript is spliced from 2 exons. Gene Ontology annotation, biological process: adenylate cyclase-inhibiting G protein-coupled acetylcholine receptor signaling pathway; chemical synaptic transmission; G protein-coupled receptor signaling pathway, coupled to cyclic nucleotide second messenger. Lineage: Eukaryota; Metazoa; Chordata; Actinopteri; Sciaenidae. The coding region runs from base 982 to 2517 and encodes 511 amino acids.